GUAGAAGGUGCUUCGGAGCAGCAGUGAGCGUUCUUGAUUUAUUUGGUGAGAUUCAAACUUGAUACUCAUCAACUUAUCUUUCAUCUUUCGAGUGAGUCUUACCCUCCUCAUUAGGGAUCGUCGAUAAGCUCGAGUAUCCUUGGGAAUCUCGAAAACCCAUUGAGAAUAAUUUCUAAAGGUGGUAAAGGAAAGGUCAACACCCCGUACAGUCUCCACAUCCCAUCACAAACUGAACGUUCUGUCGUUCAUCGCAACAGCUAUUUGAAGACUGCGCCAUGAGAAUACACUGCACGAUUUGCGUUCUUGCUUCUCUGUCGUCCCUGUUCCUUGCUGAGAACUUCGCGACUGCCUUCAUACACGGGGGAAGUACGAAAUGUGUGUUCCAACCUGAUAUCCGGAAUAAUAUUGACUGUAAUUUGUACAAGAGAGAGCCGAGGACAGCCACAAGAUUGUUUUCAACAUCGCCAUCAUUCUCGGAUCGCUCCAAAAUAAACAAGAGUAACAGCAAAAGAACAACAGAAUUGAGAGCAGCUACGGGGAUUCCUUUAACAUCUUCUCCAUCCAUCGUGCCAUCGUCUAUCGAUGAUAGUAAUGAUGGUGGCCUCGGAGUUCUCUUUUUGAACCUUGGGGGUCCCACUACGGGCGACGAUGUCGAAGGUACGUUCUGUUAGUAAAUUCAAGACGAGAGCAAGAUCCUAUCAAACACCGUUCGAAUUCAUCGUAAAACAAGCGUCGAAAAACUUAUUUCACUGAUUGUGAGAAUACAAGAAUUCCAUUUUUCUCACCUUUCUCGGUGCUUUUUUCCCUUUCACCAACAAAAAAACGUUUGAAACUAUUUAGAAUUUCUAUUCAACUUGUUUGCCGACCCAGAUAUUAUUCGAUUACCCGGUCCACUUGCACCACUGCAGAACAUCAUAGCCGGAUUUAUUGCCAAACGACGAGCACCAAAAAGUAGGGCGGCAUACGACAGUAUCGGAGGUGGAUCUCCCAUCUUAAAAUACACUAACGCGCAAGCCAAACUGUUGUCUGAGUCGUUCAAAGAGAAAUACAAUAUGCCGAUUAAAACCUACGUAGGGAUGCGGUAUUGGAAGCCUUACACGGAAGACGCGUUGGAACAAAUUCGCAGAGACAAGGUGAAGGCCCUGGUGAUCCUUCCCCUGUAUCCACAGUUUUCCAUUUCUACCUCGGGAAGCUCUCUCCGGGUCCUGCAGGAAGAUUUUUCGAAGAGAUCCUAUGGAGACAUGGUGCAUACCGUAGUUCCUAGCUGGUAUGACCGACCUGGUUACGUGAAAGCAAUGUCGAAUCUGAUACAGACAGAAGUGGAUAGUUUUACUGAUUCGGAGAAGGCGCAAGCGAAGAAUAAUGCCCCCAACUUGGCCCCGAUUCACGUUCUGUUUUCGGCCCACGGAGUACCGAAGUCGUAUAUUGAAGCCGGCGAUCCAUACCAAAAACAAAUGGAAAAGUGCAUCGAUGGAAUCAAAGCUAAACUGUACGAAACGAACAGCCCGGAGGAUUUGACGAUCCAUUUGAGUUAUCAAUCACGCGUAGGUCCCAUUGAAUGGCUCCGCCCGGUAAGUAGAGUAGAGUAGUAGUCAUGCAUCGUCGUUCCAGAAUAUUGCUAUUGUUUUCGACGUUGUCUCUUUUGAUGGAAAAGUCAUUUUCCGGCGGGAUUGCUGAAUGUAUCAUCCACUGCAUUACACUCAUGCUAUUUAUACUGUCGUCUUUUACACCAUUCCGACUACUUACGCGCAGUACACGGAUGAUGUCUUGCCGGAGCUUGGAGAAAGUGGGGUGCAAAAUUUGGUGGUGGUCCCCAUUAGUUUUGUUUCUGAACACAUCGAAACGUUGGAAGAAAUCGACAUUGAAUACCGCGAACUCGCCGAGGAAUCCGGAGUCUCAAAUUGGAGGAGGUGUCCGGCACCGAAUACCGAUCCUACCUUUAUUGCAGACAUGGCCGAUAUGGUCUACGAGGCUUUGAACGAGCCGGCACAAACAGUUACAGAGACUUGCAUCGCAAACAACAUUGAAGGAAUUGACUUGGAGGCCCUUGACGAUUCUGUGGCCGUCAGUGCUGGCGGUGUCGGUGGAGUAGGAGCCGACGGUGACUUGUUCAAAAUCAAACCAUGAUACGAAUGUAAGCUAGGGAUGCGCAAGUUUUGUUUUAAUUAGUUCGUCCCGAUCGGCAUAGGACCAAAAAUCAUCCAGCACAGCUCACAUUAAAACAAGUAUUCCUUUUUCAAUACGGGUUGACUGUGGCUCUUCACAUCUGGGCUUUAGGCUACAUAGCACAAGUCUUUCGCAAAGUAUUUUUGCAAACAGAAAAAUACGUCACGUGACGAAAUUACUAGGUAUAAUGAUGGUAUGUAGGUAGCAUAACAGUUCAAU
Molecule: messenger RNA, 2385 nt
Organism: Pseudo-nitzschia multistriata
Lineage: Eukaryota; Bacillariophyta; Bacillariophyceae; Bacillariales; Bacillariaceae
Source: the annotation of a GenBank genome assembly